CUUUCAAGGAGAGAGGCGAGAAAACGGCUACGCCCUAGGCGACCCACGGCCGGCUCCGCGUCACAGGAACUUCAGCACCCACGGGUCGGACAGCGCUCCCCUCCACCUGAGGACCUCGGCUUCAGCGCUCCCUGCCUUUCUAAUCCCAUCACUCCAGAACCGAGCAGAGCUCCACUGGCCGCCCGUUCCAGGCCUCUGGCCCUCCCCACACCCGCCCUCUUGGCUCUUCCUGUUUUUACUCCUCCUUUUCAUUCAUAACAAAAGCUACAGCUCUGGGAGCCUGGCGCCAGUCUGUUUCUGAAGCCAAACGUGGAAGAAUGGGGCUCCUUUGGACCGGCACCUGGAUUCUGGUGCUGGUGCUCCACCGCAGCCCAAUUCAAGCUUUCCCCAAACCGGGAGACAGCCAAGACAAAUCUCUACAUAACAGAGAAUUAAGUGCAGAAAGACCUUUGAAUGAACAGAUUGCUGAAGCAGAAGCAGACAAGAUAAAGAAAACAUACCCUCCAGAAAACAACACAGGAGAAAGCAAUUAUUCCUUUGCUGAUAACUUGAACCUACUAAAGGCAAUAAUAGAAAAGGAAAAAAUUGAGAAAGAUAGACAAUCCAUAAGAAGCUCCCCAUAUGAUAAUAAACUGAAUGUGGAAGAUGUUGAUUCAACCAAGAAUCGAAGACUGAUUGAUGAUUAUGAUUCUACUAAGAGUGGGUUGGAUCAUAAAUUUCAAGAUGAUCCAGAUGGCCUUCAUCAACUAGACGGAACUCCUUUAACUGCUGAAGAUAUUGUCCAGAAAAUUGCUACUAGGAUUUAUGAGGAAAAUGACAGAGGGGUGUUUGACAAGAUUGUUUCUAAAUUGCUGAAUCUUGGCCUAAUAACAGAAAGCCAGGCACAUGCACUGGAGGAUGAAGUAGCAGAGGUUUUACAAAAAUUAAUCUCAAAGGAAGCUAACAAUUAUGAGGAGGAGGUAAAUACACCCACAAGCAGGACUGAGAGCCAGCCUGGAAAAAUACCAGAGAAAGUGACUCCAAUGGCAGCAAUUCAAGAUGGUUUUACUAAUGGAGAAAAUGAUGAAACAGUAUCUAACACCUUAACCUUGACAAAUGGCUUGGAAAGGAGAACUAAAACCUACAGUGAAGACAACUUUGAGGAACUCCAAUAUUUCCCAAACUUCUAUGCACUACUGAAAAGUAUUGAUUCAGAAAAAGAGGCAAAAGAGAAAGAAACACUGAUUACUAUCAUGAAAACAUUGAUUGACUUUGUAAAGAUGAUGGUAAAAUAUGGCACAAUAUCUCCAGAAGAAGGUGUUUCCUACCUUGAAAACUUGGAUGAGAUGAUUGCUCUUCAGACCAAGAACAAGCUAGAAAAAAAUGGUACUGACAAUAAAAGCAAGCUUUUACCAGCGCCAUCAGAGAAGAGUCAUGAUGAAACAGACAGUACCAAGGAAGAAGCAGCUAAGAUGGAAAAGGAAUAUGGAACCUCGAAGGAUUCCACAAAAGAUGAUAGUGCCAACCCAGGAGGAAAGACAGAUGAACCAAAAGGGAAAACAGAAUCCUAUUUGGAAGCCAUCAGAAAAAAUAUUGAAUGGUUGAAGAAACAUGACAAAAAAGGAAAUAAAGAAGAUUAUGACCUUUCAAAGAUGAGGGACUUCAUCAACCAACAAGCUGACGCUUAUGUGGAGAAAGGCAUCCUUGAUAAAGAAGAAGCUGAUGCCAUCAAGCGCAUUUACAGUAGCCUGUAAAAUUCGCCAAAGAUCCAGGAGUCUUUUGGCUGUUUCAGAAAACAUAAUAUAGCUUAAAACACUUCUAAUUCUGUGAUUAAAGUUUUUUGACCUAAGGAUUAUUAGAAAGUACUGAAAUUGCAGCAGUUAACUUUUUAGAUUCGGUUAAAACAUAGCUUUCUUGCCAUUAAAAAAACCACAAAACUAUGUGAAAAGUAAAGUUGAAUGUAAGCUGGGAUUUUGUAUAUAGAAUCCUUAUUUCCUCAAUGACUCACAUUUUACAAUCAGAGAUAUAUUCCUUUGGAAAAGCAUCUAACGGACUGAACUUAAAACUAAACCCACCUCCCAGUGUCUCAUGCACACAAGCACUGCCUGCAGAAUAAAGGUGGUUCUCGGUGGCAAGGCACCUUGUGGAAUUACAUCUGUUAUGAGAUUUUGUUUCCGUAGCAUUUCCCUUUUGGGAGUUGAAAUAAAUUCAUAUUUCCUCAAAGCUUAAAGGAAAGCCAUUUUCUUUUUGGCUGUUCUUUUUAGCUAGCUGUUUCUCAGGCCCAAAGGGCACCAAAAGGAACUGGAAAAUGGGCACAGGACUUGCUGGAUUUAUUAACAAUUCCCCCUAUUCCUGACAUUUCCUAUUAGUGAGUUCCUAUUAGUGCUUAUAAAGAGGGAUAACUCUGUACUCUCCAAAACAAGUAAGGUCAUAAACACUAUAUGAAGCAAAGUGAAAAAUUUACACCAAAUCUACAGUUAUCUAAACUGAAUUUGAACGAAGCCUAAAAAGAUUUAUCAUCAUACAGCAGCAGGGCCAAGCCAUGGGGUAGAAAUAGAUGUAAAAAUCAUUCCCUUCUUUGUGAACCAAAGCUGGGAGAUGAGCUUCCCUGGAAGAAAAAUUUCAUGAAUUUUGGGUCCCAGCAAUCUCUUUCUCAGCCACCACCACAAACAGUCCUGAGGUCCUCUUGAAAGGUUGAUGGUCAAUGUUCCCAAAACAAAGAAUGGUUUGUUUACUGCUUAAUGUAAAUUACACAUUCUUCUAAAUCUUUCAGUUUAAAAUGCUAAAAAUAAUGUCAUGCUUUUUGUAUUUGUGGUCACUACUUCGAACAGCCUUCUGAUGCCUUCUGAUGCCCUCUUGAAUGCCCCGACCUGGUAUUUGGCUUUUGGUGGAAACUGGGGAAUUUAUAGAGAUACUGUCAGAGGCUGUUUUUCAUGGGAAGGAGAACACUGCUUCUCCUCUCCAUCCUCUCUAGAGUUGCAAAAACAAAAACCUGGCACGCAAAAACUUAGUAUGUUCUAGAGAAGCCAGUCCUCAUUGGUGAGAGGUAACAGGGAGCUCAAAACACCUUUGCUCAAACUAUACUCGCCAAAGCAUGAUGAAUCAUACUGUUUUUAUGAGGUCCUCUUUGAUAAUUUUGCCUAUGUCCUUUAGUCCCAAAAGGCUGCUUCUAUAUUGGUGAGAAUAAACUGGCUGUGACUAAA
Choloepus didactylus (southern two-toed sloth) is the source of this 3182-nucleotide messenger RNA. RefSeq names its product secretogranin III (gene SCG3). Gene Ontology annotation, biological process: protein localization to secretory granule. The record is from RefSeq and is a predicted model, not a curated record. NCBI's taxonomy places the organism in Eukaryota, Metazoa, Chordata, Mammalia, Pilosa, Megalonychidae. Gene Ontology annotation, cellular component: secretory granule membrane. The coding region runs from base 318 to 1733 and encodes 471 amino acids. The transcript has 12 exons.